AUGGCCGCUUUCCGCAGAGUGGCAGCACUGGCCGGUAAGCUAAACAUCUGGUCGUCGGCGAGAUACGAGCUCGUCGGUGGUCAAACGGCCAGAGGAGGAAGGACACGGAGGUGUCUGGCGGUCGGGAUGUGUCUCGCGACGGGAGGCUCCGUGGCGCUUUACUUCUACAACGACAUGACGAGCUGCAGGGGCAGGAAGAGGAUGGGGAGUCACAGCAUCAACGGACUGAUGCCAGCCAUCCCGACCGUGGAAGCCAAGGAGAAGGGACGUCCGCUUGACUUUGAAGAGGGAGACGUGUACAUGUCGUCCCAUGAGCAUCGCUUCCGCAUGUUCAGCUCGGUGGAAUAUGAAGGGCAGCUCUACAUGACGCCACAGAACUUCAUCGAGUCGGUCACCAUGAGCGAACCCAGAAACAAGAGGCCCUGGAGGUCCCUGGCCAAACAGGAGCUGGAGAAGAAUUUGUCAGAAACUCCCCCAGUGUGGAGAGGAUCCUCCAAACUGUUUCGCAACCUGAGAGAACGAGGCAUCAUCUCAUACACCGAGUACCUGUUCCUGCUCUGCAUCUUGACAAAGCCCCAUGCUGGCUUCAAGAUUGCUUUCAAUAUGUUUGAUGCAGACGGCAACCAGAUGGUGGACAAGAGGGAGUUCUUGGUGCUUCAGGAGAUCUUCCGGAAGAAAAAUGAAAAGAGAGGGAGGAAAGGAGAUGGUGAGAAGUCAGCACAGUUGAGUAUGCAGCUCUAUGGAUAUCAGGUUGCCCCCAUGAACAGCGUGCUAAAAAAAGACAGUCAGGAGUUUGUGGCGCGGAGUUACUGGGACGUUCUGCGGCGAAGCGCCAGUCAAGUCCUCUUUUCUGACCUGGCGGAGGAUUUUAUUCUUAAGCGAGCGGAUGAGAGUAUCACGAUUGAUACAACCCUGUUGGUCCAUUUCUUUGGGAAGAAAGGGAAGGCAGAGCUGACGUUUGAUGACUUCUACAGGUUUAUGGAUAACCUUCAAACCGAGGUGUUAGAAAUUGAGUUUCUGACCUACUCCAAAGGGAUGACCACCAUCAGUGAAGAAGACUUUGCCAAAAUCCUGCUUCGCUUCACCAAUGUGGAAAACAUCAGCGCCUACCUGGAGAAUGUCCGCCAUUGUAUACCUGAUGAGAAGCAGGAGGGAAUCACCUUUGAUGAGUUCAGAUCAUUCUUCCAGUUCCUCAACAACCUCGAGGACUUUGCCAUUGCCAUGCAGAUGUACAAUUUUGCCUCUCGCUCCAUUGGACAAGAUGAGUUUGCAAGAGCGGUGUAUGUGGCCACUGGAUUGAAGCUGACACGGCACCUUGUGCACACCAUCUUCAAGAUCUUUGACGUGGAUCACGACGACCAGCUCUCCUACAAGGAGUUCAUCGGCAUAAUGAAGGACCGGCUGCACAGGGGAGCAAGGGUGAAGGCCCGACAGCACACCUCCUUCUCGGGCUGUGUUCGCUCGGGGGUCAGGCGACAAGUGCACCAGCUCUGGAGGAGGUACAAGGAGAAGCUGUAUAUGAGGAGAGAGAAAGAAGGCAGAAAGAAUAUGAAGGAAGAAGUGUGACGAUGGAAUAAAUCAAACUAAUCUCUUUAUAAUCAGCGUUAGCGACAUUGUUUUCUCAAGGGCAGAUCUCCAUUGGUCCUCGAAAGCAGAUAAUAACUCCAAGCAUGCCCGAACACAGCAGACUGAUGCUGUGUAUGAUAACAAGCAACAC
Molecule: messenger RNA, 1717 nt
Organism: Cyclopterus lumpus (lumpfish)
Lineage: Eukaryota; Metazoa; Chordata; Actinopteri; Perciformes; Cyclopteridae
Gene: micu3a
Product: mitochondrial calcium uptake family, member 3a
Exons: 16
Coding region: 1-1566 (521 amino acids)
Biological process (GO): mitochondrial calcium ion homeostasis; calcium import into the mitochondrion
Cellular component (GO): uniplex complex
Molecular function (GO): calcium ion binding
Source: RefSeq, a predicted model, not a curated record